AACCCUAAAUACAAAAACGCAAUCCAAUCCCAAAAACACAAAUCCUCCAUCCUCACCACCCUCUCACAGCGCCGAACCCUAGCCAUACCCAGAAAUGACAACCAGCCUUAAGAAAAACCGCAAGAAGCGCGGCCACGUCAGCGCCGGCCACGGCCGUAUCGGUAAACACCGAAAACAUCCUGGCGGACGAGGAAAUGCCGGAGGUAUGCACCACCACCGCAUCCUAUUUGACAAGUAUCAUCCCGGUUACUUCGGUAAGGUAGGUAUGCGAUACUUCCACAAACUCCGCAACAAAUUCCACUGUCCCACCGUGAACAUUGAUACUCUUUGGUCUCUUCUACCUCAAGAGGUGAAAGACAAAGCGGCGAAGUCGAAGGAUACUGCGCCGGUUAUCGAUGUUUCGCAGUUUGGGUACUUCAAGGUUCUUGGUAAAGGGGUUUUGCCGUUGAAUCAGCCUGUUGUUGUUAAGGCGAAGCUGAUUUCGAAGACUGCGGAGAAGAAGAUUAAAGAAGCAGGUGGUGCUGUUCUUCUUACUGCUUAAUUAGUUUUUUUUUGUUAUAGCUUCUGUUUUGAUUGUUCUGAAAUAUUUUAGAUUUUGAUCUAUUUGAAUUCUCGUAAUUGAUAGACACUAUUAAGUGAAAUGAAAUGGUUGAUUUUCUGAAUUU
Lathyrus oleraceus (garden pea) is the source of this 665-nucleotide messenger RNA. RefSeq names its product 60S ribosomal protein L27a-2. Gene Ontology annotation, cellular component: cytosolic large ribosomal subunit; ribosome. Gene Ontology annotation, molecular function: structural constituent of ribosome. The record is from RefSeq and is a predicted model, not a curated record. Gene Ontology annotation, biological process: translation. The transcript has a single exon. Lineage: Eukaryota; Viridiplantae; Streptophyta; Magnoliopsida; Fabales; Fabaceae. The coding region runs from base 95 to 541 and encodes 148 amino acids.